Messenger RNA from Solea senegalensis (Senegalese sole), 1373 nucleotides. RefSeq names its product GAR1 homolog, ribonucleoprotein (gene gar1). Gene Ontology annotation, molecular function: box H/ACA snoRNA binding. The coding region runs from base 312 to 881 and encodes 189 amino acids. Gene Ontology annotation, biological process: snoRNA guided rRNA pseudouridine synthesis; ribosome biogenesis. The transcript is spliced from 7 exons. The record is from RefSeq and is a predicted model, not a curated record. Gene Ontology annotation, cellular component: box H/ACA snoRNP complex. Lineage: Eukaryota; Metazoa; Chordata; Actinopteri; Pleuronectiformes; Soleidae.
AAACUUACAUUUUUACGCGGACCAGAGUUCGGUUGCGUGUACACAUCAACCCAAACGAACCGGACUUUCUGAGCAAACGAGCUAGGAUUCUAGGAGUGGCUAGGAGUGACCGAACCCUUACACGGCACGGUCUAAGAAACGGGUUAUAAAUCAAUUAACUUGACUUAUGACGGGUUAGGGUUAGGGCUGGCGCUUAUGGGGUGCCAUUUCGGCACUUAAGGGGAAAGUUAAGGGGAAAUUAACUGUUUGUCCACUGAUUGUCCGUUUUUUUGUGACACUAAUUGAACCUGUUAGAGAACUUUGAAGAGGACAUGUCUUACAGAGGAGGUGGAGGACGAGGUGGCGGCGGCAGAGGUGGAGGUUUUAACCGAGGCGGAGGAGGCUUUAACCGAGGCGGUGGAGGAUUUGGACGUGGUGGUGGAAGAGGGGGCUUCAGACAGCAAGACUACGGUCCUCCAGAAUAUGUCGUCGCACUGGGGGAGUUCAUGCAUCCAUGUGAAGAUGAAAUUGUGUGCAAAUGUACAACAGAAGAAAGCAAAGUUCCCUACUUCAAUGCCCCUGUGUACUUGGAAAACAAGGAGCAAAUUGGGAAGGUGGACGAGAUAUUUGGCCAGCUCCGGGACUUUUAUUUUUCAGUCAAACUUUCUGACAAUAUGAAGGCGUCGUCAUUCAAGAAACUACAGAAGUUUUACAUAGAUCCAAUGAAGCUGCUCCCACUGCAGAGAUUCCUCCCUAGGCCUCCAGGAGAGAAGGGGCCACCAAGAGGCCGAGGUGGAGGAAGAGGUGGUGGUCGUGGAGGUGGAUUUCGAGGUGGCAGAGGUGGCGGCGGCCGUGGUGGAGGAUUUGGAGGUGGUGGACGUGGAUUCAGAGGUGGGAGAUGAUCUGACAGUAAUGUACUGGUGGAUCUUCUCAUUUCUGUCCACACCUCAUGCAGCAGAAUCACUGGGUUCCAUUCCAGUGAGUCGCCUGUCGGACUCAGAAUACAGACUUUGCCUCUUCUUUGUAGAACUUGACUUCUCAUUUUAUUUUUGUACCAGUUUUGAAGGUGCAAUUUAUGAUUGUGCUUGUUAUUUAAAAGGUGUAACAUAACAGGGACAGUUUCUGCCUGUAAUGAAUGAUUCUAGGCUCUCUUCACAAACAGGAAUGCCAUUAUCCUGUGCUCAUUGUGUUAAAAUGUUUGGCCAUGACAGAUUUUUUGUGUUUAUUGGAAAAAAAAAAUUCAGGGGACACAUUCACACAUUUCUGUGCAUUAAUCCUAUCAGAUGUGUAGGUAUGCAGGCUUUAUUCAAUGUUAGUUUAAAACAUUUUUAAUGCUUAUAAUUUGUAAAAGCACAUUCUUUUGUUAAAUGCCUUGAUUAAAAGGUGUUUUGUAA